UCUUUUUUUACGACAAGUUCCGGUUUGGUAUUUAGCAUCUGAUAGUUCAUCUCUUUCUUUGUAAUAUUAGUGGCAUAAUGACCCCAAUUAAGAAUUCAAUUAAGAAAUAUCGUUGCGAAUAAAUGGAUGGACUAAAGGGUGACGCGGAUCAGUGGAUAGAAGCGUGGAUAGAAGAUAUCACCCCAAUAAUUUUAUGGACCAUAUUUAUCUUCCUGCUCGUCUGUAUAACCCUCCCCUUGAUGUUCUGCCUCGAGUAUUUCUGCUGCAAUGACAUGUACAAAGUCUACCCCGAACAAGAAGACGCCGACGAAGACUACACAUCCGAAGAGGCCACGCCCGACGAAGCCUCCACAAUCCAGUCCAAGACAGAAUUCGUCCUUUACGUCACCACCUCCGGAACUUUAGUCGACACGGAACCCGUCGAUCUCGAUGACGAUGCGGAAUCCCUCGCGUCCUCAAUUUCCAAAGCUUCCACCAUCCAAGAAACGGAAGAAGUGAACGUAAAAGACGUCAUAAUUCAGACCGAUCCUGCCGCGCCACGUGCGCGCCGGAAGUGCACCGCAAAACGGGAGGAAGCCGAUGCUCAAACGGAUUCUAAUGGGACGAGAAAAGUUAAGCGUGACGAAACUGGGGGAGAAACGACGGAGGGUGAAGAAGAAGAAUGUGACGAUGAGGAAGAGGACGAGUGGUUCAAGAGGAAAAGAGAAGAAUGCGGCUGUCCUGAGGACAAUGGCGACGAGAACAAUUCGAAGAACACGCAAACUGAGGGGACGAGAAGAAGAAGGAGGGGGUCGUCUUCUUGUACUUGUCCGUGCGGUGGGGAUGAGACGAAGAGUCAUUUGUGCACGUGUAAUAGUAACAGUGAGAAAGCGGAAGUUGACACGCAGACGAUGACGAAGACGAUGUCACAAAGUGACGAAAAGAAGGAGGAAAAGACGACGGCGUCGAUACAGAGUGACGAAAAGAAGACGAUUUCGACACCAGGUGACGAAAAGAAGAAGGAAAUUGUAGAUCUGACGAAGAGGAAGGCGACGGAGACGAGUCAGAUAAGCAAGUUUCUCCAGUGGGACUGGGACAACCCGUGUUCUUGUCCGGAGGAGUUUGUCGGGAGGAGGUUGAAGCAGUUGACGUGGACGCAGAUGAUACAAUACGCGCAGGCGGAUGGGGGCGAGUGGAGUGUCGAUGGUGGGACAAGUGUGACAUCGGGGGGAUUAAAUCGAGGGGGUGAAGUGGUUGUUGUCCAAGAAGAUGACGUGUUUUUUGAGCCGGAAGAAAUUCCAGAGGUGAAGGAGGAGGAUGAAAAGGGGGAAAAGUGAUGAUGAUGUUGAUGUGAUGAUGAUGACAUUUCGUGUGAAUUAAAAUGAAGUGAUUUUAUAUUACGAGAAAAAUAAUAGUGAUAAUGAGAAGUGGGGAAUGUACUUUGUGAAAAUUUGAAAAUGGAAAGGAUUUUGGGCCUAGUUUUUAACA
Folsomia candida is the source of this 1467-nucleotide messenger RNA. Its product is annotated as mitotic apparatus protein p62-like. The record is from RefSeq and is a predicted model, not a curated record. The transcript is spliced from 3 exons. NCBI's taxonomy places the organism in Eukaryota, Metazoa, Arthropoda, Collembola, Entomobryomorpha, Isotomidae. The coding region runs from base 123 to 1316 and encodes 397 amino acids.